AUGAUUAUUACUGGUGAUGACCAUGGUGGUAUUGAGUCUUUGAAGCAUGAUCUAGCUCAUAUAUUUGCUAUGAAGGAUUUGGGAUUACUGCUUAAUUUCUUGGGUAUUGAGGUAGCUCAGUCUAAGAAACGAUAUCUUCUUUCUCAAACUAAAUAUAUAUCUGCCUUGUUUACAAGGGGGAGCCUCUCUGAUAAUCGGACUAUUGAUACUCCUCUAGAAAUCGAUGCACGGUACUCUCCUACUGAUGGUGUUCCUUUCUCCGAUCCUAAUCUUUAUCACAUUGUCGUGGGAAGUUUGGUUUUUCUCACUGUUACUUGUCUGGAUAUUGCUCAUGUUGUUCAUGUUGUCAGUCAGUUUGUUACUGCUCCUACCUCUGUUCAUUGGGUAGUUGUUCUCCGUAUUCUGAGAUAUCUUCGUGACACUUAG
Messenger RNA from Lactuca sativa (garden lettuce), 426 nucleotides. The record is from RefSeq and is a predicted model, not a curated record. Lineage: Eukaryota; Viridiplantae; Streptophyta; Magnoliopsida; Asterales; Asteraceae.